CUGAGCAAGCAUCAGUCCCAAACCAAAACCCGGCGCUUCACAUCGUGCUCCGCAGUCGCAAGACCAUGUCCUUAGCGGAAGGCGUGUCAGACACCGACCACAGGCCCGAGACGCAAGAAGACAAGAACGGGAAGAAGAAGGAAGUGAGACGGGGGCAGAUGUCAGACUCGUUCAUGUGGAAGGAGCAAAUCCACACUUUAAUGAAGGGCGGAGAGAGCGAGUCCGACAUAUCGGACUCUGAGAACUUCCUCACCAAAGGCGCGUUCCUUCUCACUCCCUCACACGGCCUCAGCAUGGAAAAGGCGUCCACCAUCUGCGAGAAAAUGGAGUUUAAAGGCUGCUUCUCGCUUACGAAGACGGCGACGGGAAUUCUGUUCAAGUUUUCUCAUGUGGAUGAUUACCAGAUGGUGUUCAAGAAGGGAUUCCAUAAGGUCACGGGGUCCAGAUUCUAUAGGAAGAUCGCAAUCCCCUGCCGCCCUCAAAAGACGUUCACGAUCUAUGUGUACGAUAUCCCGGACGAGGUGCCGGAGGAAGACGUCCGCCACGCGCUGUACAAGUUCACGUCCGUAGUGGAGGUGCUGCGGCUGCAUUUCUCUGGGUCUCCACGAGAAGGCACCUCCACUCCCAAGCCGCAUGACAAGCCGUCGAGGGCGCUCACCACCAUCGAUGGGGAGCUUGUCAGCAGCAUGGUGCCAAAGGAGGCAACAAGCGUGCUCCGCGUGACGCUGGCCAAUAUUGAAGAAGCCAAUAUUCUUCUGCAGAACGGCUUAGACUUCUACGGCGCCACCUACUUCCCUACAGAGCUGGCCACUCCCGCGCAGGCCGCUAAGCUUAUCAAACCUAGCAGGGUAACAGGAGGAACUGUCUCAGCUCGCGUACGAGAUCUCCUUCCAGUCUUCGACCAGGCCGGCUUUACCAAGUUCAACCCCCCAGCCUCCCGCCUCGUCAAACCCAGGUCCAAUAAGUAACCAGAAAACCAGGGGCAAAACUUACCGAACGAAAGCAAAAUAGAUCUGAGACUUUCUGAGAUAUCUUUGUUCAGAAUUCGAAUCUGUUCAUCUUUAGCUUCAGAUCAGUUGGGCAUCUACAUACCUAUAACUUCAUUAGUUUGUUAGUCUAUUUGCCUCUCCAUCACUUGAGUGUGCAAUGAUAGAGAGGUAGAUGGCAGAAUUUAAAUUUCCAAUUUUCAUAGUAGACCCUCUGAUCUCGGAUUUUCAUAGACAUGUCUACGUUCAAACUUUCUCGAAUCUGUGCAACUUUUGCGCUAGAUUCUUCAGUCGGUGACGUCUUGCCCCGCUUUUCAUCAAUACUUUUAAUCGGGACAUCUAUCAUCGGGACAUCUGUCAUCGGGACAUCAUCAGCUGGGACAUUCACCAAGACUUCAUCAUAUUCAUCCGGACAUUUUCAUCAAGACAUCAUUCUGAAUAACCAAAAAAAUAAUCAAUUGUCUCAAGAUCUCUGAACAUUUACAUAACUUACGCAAUUAUAUGCUGCCUGCGGGAAACAUCACGUAUCUUGUCAUGAUCAUCAUCAUCUAUUUCCUUUAUUAAUAUUUUAUUUACUAAAAUAAGAUCUAUUAUUGCAGCGUAUGAAGAUCUGAUGGGACAGCACACACGAAAGUAACAUUUAAAACGUAACUACACUAAUUGUAAAUACAAUACAAUACACACUAUAUACAACUAGUUAAACCCCGCUCUUGUCGAACUCAAAAAUAACAAAACACUCAAGAAUAGAAGACUGGUGGUUUUGCUAUUAAAAAGCCGCAGGCACCUAUAUUAACUUAUGCCUGACAGGUGUUUAAUAAUUCAAUUCCGAUCAUUUUAAUAUAGGUUAGGCCUCGCAUAAACUUGUAUAGGUAUCAUAAAGUAAGAAAAAGAUAGGCACACAACAAGACUCGUAAAGACAUGAAAAUCAGCGCCAUUUUAAAUCUUCGUCCUUUCUGCGUGUGUAAUAAUGCGAGGC
Cydia pomonella (codling moth) is the source of this 1962-nucleotide messenger RNA. RefSeq lists its product as uncharacterized. The coding region runs from base 66 to 968 and encodes 300 amino acids. The record is from RefSeq and is a predicted model, not a curated record. Lineage: Eukaryota; Metazoa; Arthropoda; Insecta; Lepidoptera; Tortricidae. The transcript is spliced from 7 exons.